Cryptosporidium muris RN66 is the source of this 3684-nucleotide messenger RNA. RefSeq lists its product as uncharacterized. Bases 1 to 3684 code for a protein of 1227 amino acids. Lineage: Eukaryota; Apicomplexa; Conoidasida; Eucoccidiorida; Cryptosporidiidae. The transcript has a single exon. The record is from RefSeq and is a predicted model, not a curated record.
AUGAAGAAAUUAGACUUCUGUGAAGUUCAGAAAAAGCGAGCUCUGAAAUAUUGUAGUAGACAGAUACCAUCAUGCGAAGAUAUAAGCUUAAAGAAAGAAAGUAUUAUAGAAGGAUGUAAAUAUAAGCAGUUCCAAAUAGAAUUGGAGUCUAAUGAAUUAAAAAGUCGUGAUAUAGAUUCUGUAUACAUGGAUUUUCAAUUAAAUACCAGCCCCUUUUCGAUGCAACCAUGUAUAAUUCGUAAAGAAAAACACGAAGCAAAUUAUCCAAAUUUUGAAAUUACAUAUGAUUUAAAUAUUCCAAACAUAACAUAUCAAGUUAGCCAGAGUUCUAAAUUUUAUGAAGAAAUUUAUUCGAAAAUAUAUAGCCAAUAUUCAACUGUUAGCUGCUCAUCGUGUAGUACCACGAGUAGUAUUAAACUAUGCAGGUCAAAUCUUGCAAAUUGCAAUGAAGAAGAUGAGAGCUACUCCUUAUUUUGGGAUAAUGAACCACUUUACUCUACAAACCCAGUGCUACUUGGGGAGAUAUCUGGAUUAUUAAGACAAAAGUUUGAAAAGGAAGAAUUAUAUGAAAUGGCAAUAGAGCUUCCAAAUAUAUCGAAGAAUGAAGUGGAAACUAUUUUAGAUUAUUCCUAUUAUUGCAAUGAGUUUGCAUUUCUGAAGCAUUAUCAAAUGGCAUACCCAUUUGAAGGUUAUUGCUUUAAGCCCAAUGUUCAGUUACAAUGGUUAUUUAUAGAGGAAUGGCCUCAUCUUGUUGUUAUGACUAUUCCAGGGACAAAAAUUAAUCAAAAUGAUGAAUUAUUUGCAGACCUUAGACUACUGAACUUGGGCAACUCAAAAUCUUUACCAAAACAAAAUAUAUAUAAUAAAUUAUUGACAAAAGAUUUACCAGUAAGAAAAUUAUCUGAUUUAUGUUGUGUAUGCAAAAGUGAAUUUGAUAAUCAAACUGACUCAAAAAUAGCAAAAUGUAUUUCCUGUCUUUGCUAUAUCCAUGAGUAUUGUGGAUAUUGUCAUAGUCAUUUAGAAGCCUCUUAUAGUUGUCAUCCUUGUUUAAAAAAAGCUUUUUCUACUAUUUUUGGUUUAAGAAAGAGAAAGGAAGCUAUAAUUUUGAGCAAUAGAGAGUCUAAUGAAGUCAAUCAAAGUAACUUUAAUAUACAAGGUAUUUCAAAUAUCUUUAGUGGUUCUUUACAGGCAUGCAACUCUUGUUAUAAUAUUUGGAAUAAAAAGAUGAAAUUUACAGAUAAAAAAAUAAGCUUUUUGUGUAGAGUAAUGAAAAAUCAUUUUGAAAAAGAUACUGAAAAUACAUUUGAUGAUACACUAGAUGUAUUUUAUGCUCAGAGUCCAACUAAAAAUAAUAUGUAUGAUGAAUAUUCAGAAGAUAUAGAUUUAAAUUUAAUUGAGAAUUGUUACCAAAUAGUCAAGAUAUUGUUAAAUAUGGUGAAUGAAUUAAAAUCAAAUAUAGAUAUUACGAAAUUCUGUGGGAAUAUUGCAACAAGUAGCAACUAUAUAUUAAACAAAGGUUUGAAUAUAGAAAGAGAAAAGAAGAUAUUUUCAGAAAACAUCAUUUUUGAUACAUGGAGAAAAUCAAGGUGGAAAGAUUUCAUAUUUUGGGAUUAUAACAUGAAUGGUUGGGUUGCAUCAUUAAGAUCUAAUGGAUUACAAUGCUUUUUUCCAGUUUUUUCAGUAAAUUCAUUUAUUUCUAGCUUCAAUGAUGCAGAAUUAUGGUUACAAAAUCGUCUUAGUGAAACAAUAAUACCAGGUGGGAUAUUAGCAGCAAUAGAGAAAAAUAGAACUAGCUCAAAUUUCUUUUUAAAUAAUUCUUCUAUGCUUAACUCUUCACCUAAAGCAAGAAUAUCACCUUCAUCGUUUCAUUCACCUUAUUUGCCAACUGAUUUAGCUUCACAUCCAGAUUAUCAAAUACAACUUUCAAUUAGUCAAGACUGCAAAUUUAGUGAUAAUAUUAGACGAGAAGAUGAUUAUUCACAAUUAAUUGACUCUACUGAAGAGUUAGAGGCUAGGUACAAGAGGGUGGGUGAUAGCACAAUCUCGAAUAUUUCACAGGAAGUGGUCUCUGGGGAAGAUAGAUGUGUCUCAACUAACUUUAAUCAAAAUGUAUUAUCCAACUUUAGCAUGACUUCAUAUAAUUCGAAGUUAUGUUACUCUCCGAUUAAUAAAAAAAGAAGAAUUCGGUCAACAUUACCUGUUACAUCUAAUGCUGCCAAAUGUCCCACAGAAUGGCGUGUUCGUGGUAUAACAUGGCAUGCUGAAAGAAAGGCAUUUAUAGUACCUUAUAGAAGAGAUAAAGAUGGUGGAUUAACAUCUACAACUUUUGGUGCAAUGAAGUAUGGAAGUCCAUUAACUGCAUUCCUAAAGGCUCUUGAUUUUCGUGAAAAUUAUCUUAAAGAACAAGCUAUGAAACUAUCAGAAAGUAUAAAACUUCCUCAUACUAUUAGUGAACAGGCAUCUUUAAUAAGAAGUUUACCUGAUAUAUUGUGGGAUAGUGAGAAAAUGGUUUGGAAAGCAUUAACUGAAGAUGAUACUGAGAAUCAGCUUCAACAAGAAAACAACUCAAGUAGUAUAAUUGAAGUGGAUGCUAAAUACUAUGGUGCUCGAAUUGCAUACGAGAUAGCAGAAGUUUACUACGUACGUCACAAAGCACUAAAAUUAAAGACUAAGGAAGGUCAAUUUAAUUCAGGGUAUAAUAUAAACACUACAAGACUAAAAAAUAGAGACAUAGUAGGAUAUGAUCAUUCAAUAAAUGGAUCAAUUAAAACAAAAUUCCUUACAAAUAGAGUAUCACCUCAUAUGCUAAUGUCACAAAACAGCUUCUUAGAUUUUGUAAGCAAACCAGUUUUGAAUAUUCAAAAUAUAAGAUUGCGUAUAGUUUAUUCUACUGGAGAAGAAGAAAUUAGAAAUGAUAUUAUUGCGUGGCAUAGUGGUGCAAAUACAUGGAUAAUUCUAAAUAGGUGCGAUGAUAGCAAUGAAAUAGAAACUAUAGACAGGAGUAAACUGGAAAAUAUAUGUCCAUUAACUGGACAGGGUUUCUCUCUUGCCUACUUACUUAUUAAAAUACUUGAAGCAUGUAUUGAUAAUAUCUUCCCUUCUUCAUGCAGAGUAUAUAUUCAUGCAGAAGAUGCUGAGUCAAUCAUUGAAAGUGAAGAUCUAGCAAAUCUACUACGUCCAUUACCUACUGGAAUAUCGUGGUAUUAUAAAAAGAGGAGAUUUUAUACUUCUAAUGGACUAGACAGCAAUGGAAGAGGACAACAUUUUAGCAUUGCAUUAUACGGUUCAUUAAUAUCGGCAUUUAAUGCAGCCAUUGACUAUCGUAACAUAUUCUUAAAAAAUAGAAGAAAGAACACACUUCCAAAAGUUAUGUGGAUAUUGUGUUAUCCCUUCAAUAUUAACUUGCUUACUCAAGAUCAACGCCAAGAAUCUAGUACUAUCAUGCACAAAAAUAAGUCAAGAAAGAUAAACAAUAAGUUUGAAAGUUUAAGGAGUAGCUAUAGUAAAAUUAGUGUUAGUAUUGAUGAACAUCUAAGUUCUGACAGUUGCAUUCCAACCAAUUCCUUUGAUAAUCAAAAUAAUUGGUUACAACAUCCUACAACUGUCUCGUUACUUGAAGAUCAGUUGGGUAGUCACCAAAAUGAUCUAGAUUCGCAAAUAUUAAACUUAGAUAUAUUAAAUUAA